GGUGGGCGCGGCGGCACAAUGGACGACGGAGGCAGCAACAAACAGCGACAAGCGACUCGGGUGUUCAAGAAGAGUUCGCCGAAUGGGAAGAUCACAGUAUAUUUAGGCAAAAGGGAUUUUGUAGACCAUAUCACACAUGUAGACCCAAUUGACGGGGUCGUCCUAAUCGACCCGGAGUAUGUGAAGGACAGGAAAGUGUUCGGGCAUGUGCUCGCCGCGUUCCGGUACGGGCGGGAGGACCUCGACGUGCUCGGACUGACUUUCCGAAAGGACCUGUACCUCGCUGCGGAACAGAUCUACCCACCGACGAGCACUCCCAAGCGGCCCCUGACGCGUCUUCAAGAACGCCUGGUCCGCAAACUGGGCCCAGCGGCUCACCCCUUCUACUUCGAGCUACCGCCGCACUGCCCCGCCUCGGUGACGCUGCAGCCCGCGCCCGGCGACACCGGCAAGCCCUGCGGCGUGGACUACGAGCUCAAGGCCUUCGUCGCCGACUCGCAGGAUGAUAAGCCGCACAAGAGGAAUUCAGUGCGUCUAGCGAUCAGGAAGAUAAUGUACGCGCCAAGCAAGCAGGGUGAGCAGCCGUCCGUGGAGGUCUCCAAGGAGUUCAUGAUGAGCCCCAACAAACUGUACCUGGAAGCGUCUUUAGAUAAGGAACUAUACCACCACGGCGAGAACAUAGCGGUGAACGUGCACAUAGCGAACAACUCCAACCGCUCGGUGAAGCGCAUCAAGGUGUCGGUGCGCCAGUUCGCCGACAUCUGCCUCUUCUCCACCGCGCAGUACAAGUGCACCGUCGCCGAGGCGGAGAGCGAGGAAGGUUGUCCGGUAGGUCCUGGGUUCACGCUGAGCAAGGUUUUCACGUUGACUCCACUUUUGGCGAAUAACAAAGACAAAUGGGGUCUUGCCCUCGAUGGUCAGCUCAAACAUGAGGAUACCAACCUUGCUUCGAGCACGUUAAUCGCGGAUCCGUCACAGCGCGAGAACUUAGGUAUUAUAGUACAAUAUAAAGUAAAGGUGAAAUUGUGCCUGGGACCUCUUGGUGGUGAACUGAGCGCCGAGCUGCCGUUCAUCCUGAUGCACCCGAAGCCGGAGGAGGAGGCGCCGCGGCCCGCGCCCGAGCCCGCGCCGCUCGACCACGACCUCAUCCAGCUCGACCCGCACCCAGAUGAGAACGGGCAGGAGCAAGAUGAUGAUAUUAUAUUCGAGGAUUUCGCGAGAUUACGGCUCAAGGGCGCCGACGCGGACGCUUGAACACGUCCACUCCGCUCGAGACUAUACGCUUCACUACGACUAACUUAUCUCUUCAUGUCAUUAACAUGAAAAAAAUAUAAGACGAGUAAUUAAGGAGGUUCUAGUUAGGCCAGGCUGUAACAAUGUCGAUGUGAAUGUGAAGCACACUAAGCGACCGGUAGACUUCGAUCAGAAAUAUUGUAAAGACAGUUUGCAUGAAUUAUCCCGAUCCCUGUACAGUGUAUAUGUUGAUGAUUUACUUGUAACAUCUAAUCUAACUUUUUAAAUAAAUUGUUACUUUUGUUUAAUUAUCUAUGGUAAAGUUCAUGGAGUUCGAUUUUCAACUCUGUGGUGAAAUUAUGGAUAUCCAAUUCUUACGUCUCACUUCGCGCUUUUAUUGUCAAAACGGACGUCAUGGAAGACGUCUGGAGUGCGAAGUAUCAUUGUAUUGUAAUAUAAUACUUUAUAUAAUAACUUUUGGUGUAAAUUAUAUGUGAAAAAUUAUUUUAAAUAGGAAUAUUGAUCAAAUAUAUGAGUACAAGUUUAGUUUUAUAUGUUUAUAUUAAUUUACAAAUCAUUAUCCAUCGAGUAUGUGUUUUAGCGAAUUAUAGUACAAUACGAUUGGUAACGUGCAUUUAUAGAUUACGUGUUUUGUACCUUAAUGUUAUUUACUUUUUUCGGUAGAGGUAUUAUGUAUCAAUGGAAAAAUCAUAUUUGGGCUUCGUCAAUUGUAGGUGAUAAACGAAGGCUUAUGUGGUGAUCCAAAAAAUGUUUUAGCACUAAUAUUGUCAAAUUAUGUGUAUUUUAUUUAAAGAUGUUUUCUGAGAAUAUCAUACAUGUCAAUGUUUUGGUGUACGCCUUCUUUAAUAUAAUUAGACAUCAAAAUAAAAAAAAUUAACAAAUGGAAAA
This is a messenger RNA of Melitaea cinxia (Glanville fritillary), 2142 nucleotides long. It is a transcript of the gene krz, whose product is annotated as beta-arrestin-1. Gene Ontology annotation, molecular function: G protein-coupled receptor binding. The coding region runs from base 19 to 1254 and encodes 411 amino acids. The transcript has 10 exons. The record is from RefSeq and is a predicted model, not a curated record. Lineage: Eukaryota; Metazoa; Arthropoda; Insecta; Lepidoptera; Nymphalidae. Gene Ontology annotation, biological process: G protein-coupled receptor internalization; signal transduction. Gene Ontology annotation, cellular component: cytoplasm.